AUGGAUCCUCUUAUCGUUUCCUAUACCGCCAUCAUAACGAUGGCCGUACUUCCAAUAGUCAUCGGAUCUUAUAGAUCAAUUCCUAGUUCCAAAAAGAAGAAGGAAACAGAGAUCAUGUCUUCGAGGGAUGCAUGGCUUGCGCCUUUGGUCGGAUCUGCGGUUUUGGUUUUGCUCUAUGUGCUUGUUAAAUACGUCUCAAAGGAAAUGAUCAAUAUAUUCAUUACUGGAUAUGUCACUUUUUUUGGAAGUGUAUGCAUUGUUCAAUUGAUCACCCCUGAACUACGCUCUCUUAUUCAGCGAUUGCUAAACAUCAAGCCCGAAGAGCCCGCUGACAGCCCCCAAGAGCCCAUCAGCUCGAAUUUUAGCACGGCUGAAAGUGCAUCUAAUGCUGAGAACAGUAGAGCCGCCUCUUCAGAAGAUCAAAGUAAAGCUACCCCCCCUGCCUCAUCUCCUCACUGUGACACCAUUUCGGUUUUGUGCCCAAUUUCACUCAAAUUGAAAAUCCGCAAGAAAGUGUUUUUUUCCCUGUCUUUUGAUAUUCUCGAUAUUUUAUCUGUAAUUCUAGUGUCCGCAUUUGCUGCAUAUUAUGUCAUCUAUAAAAACUGGAUUGCAUCCAAUGUCUAUGGCGAGGCUAUUUGCUUUGGCGCCAUUUCAUUGAUCCAUUUGGAUUCUUUCAUCACCGGUUCUGUGCUUCUUUCGGGAUUAUUUCUUUAUGAUAUUUUUUGGGUUUUCGGAACCGAUGUAAUGGUUACCGUUGCGCAGUCUUUUGAUGCCCCUUUACUUCUUCGCUUUCCUCGCAAUAUUUUCGCCUCCUCAAGUCAAUGGACUAUGUUGGGACUUGGUGAUAUCGUCGUUCCUGGAAUCUUCAUUUCCCUUUGCCUGCGUUACGAUCACGAAAAGGCUGGAAAACCAGAGUCCCAUGAUUUUGCGAAACCAUACUUUAACACUUGCCUUGUAGCCUACGUUUUGGGAUUGAUUACAACAAUCGUUGUUAUGCAUACUUUCAAAGCAGCCCAGCCAGCUCUAUUGUAUUUGUCUCCUGCCUGUGUUUUAUCAGUUAUUUUUGUCGCUAUUUUCAAGGGCGACCUGAAAAAUAUCAUCAGCUACACCUCUGGUCCCAACGAGGAGAAGAAAGCCAAGCUCGUGGAAGAGCAGCCCCCAGCCCCCAAUAACUCUUGA
Mitosporidium daphniae is the source of this 1179-nucleotide messenger RNA. Its product is annotated as minor histocompatibility antigen H13. NCBI's taxonomy places the organism in Eukaryota, Fungi, Microsporidia. Gene Ontology annotation, cellular component: membrane; lumenal side of endoplasmic reticulum membrane; cytoplasmic side of endoplasmic reticulum membrane. The coding region runs from base 1 to 1179 and encodes 392 amino acids. Gene Ontology annotation, biological process: membrane protein proteolysis. The transcript is spliced from 2 exons. The record is from RefSeq and is a predicted model, not a curated record. Gene Ontology annotation, molecular function: aspartic endopeptidase activity, intramembrane cleaving.